UGGAUGCAUAGCGAGGACUAAAAUUAGAGGUGCAUUCAUUUAAUUUACUCAAACCAAUUUGCAAUGGAUGUGUCACAGGAAACCGUCGAAAAAGUCCAGCGUUUCGCAGAGAAGCGUCAACGCGCCGAGGACUUCUACCAGAACCAAGAAAUCAGUCCAGCAGUUCUACAGGCGUACAAUAGAAAAUUGGACGAGACUCUAAAAGAACUUCAAGAUCAAGUCAAACGCCAAGAAGAUGACCUGCGUAGGCUGCGCGAGGUCAACUCCUUCGAUCUCUCCAAAAUAGGCACAGAUACUUGGUCGCGCGUAGCCCAAGUACAGAGAGCCAAGAGAGCCUACGACUCGCUUCUGAAAUCAGAGACCGAGUUCCCAGCCUCAGGCUCCCCCUUACCUUCUUUGUUAGCACUCGAAGAGACAUCGCGUCUUGUCAAAGAAACCAAGGUGUCUGUCUCCAUGACGGCAGAAAAUCUCUCAUCCAACCAUCAGCGUUUGAAAUCAGAGGAGGCGAAUCUCCGAGACGCUCAAGUGAUCCGGGAUGGUCUGCGAAAGCGGAUCCAGACCAUAAGCAGCGAGAAGACGACCAAGGAGAAGAAGACCGCUUCCCAGCUAGCGCGUGAACUAGCGGCGCAAGAAGAAGAAAAGCAGAAAGAGCUUGACCAAUCAACAGAGGAGAUGAAGACUGCCCUCUAUAACUUUGUGGACGAAACCCUCGCGUCCAUGCUUGCUGCCGAAGCCCUCGGCGGCCCCACGGUGGGUGACGCCGCCCAGGUCUCGGAUGCGACCUUGCAACUAGGCUAUACGAGCCAUGGAAAACCGAAGAAGCCUAAAAAUCCAGAGGCAGCGAAUCCGGAUGCUGGACAGCGCCGAAUCGACGAGAUUCUCCCGCGCCAGUCUGGGCAAGGGGAUAAUCAACCAGCUAAUCGCCGAGAGGCUGCAGCUUUGGAGAUGCGCAAUCUACUUGAUGCUUUGUUGGAGGCAGGAUCCUCCUAUAUCGAUCUGCCCCGAGAAUCGGCCGCCUCGCGGUUUUUGGUUAGAGCUAAAGUCGCCCAGUUUCAUCCUCGUGAUGCGCGACGGUUGAGACUGAUUGAUUUUGGACGCUCAUUAGACGAUUGAAUGAUUGCAUGAUGAGUCACCGUAUGUUACAUAGCUUAUUAGAGUAUAAUGAAAAGAAG
Messenger RNA from Aspergillus neoniger CBS 115656, 1172 nucleotides. RefSeq lists its product as uncharacterized. Bases 64 to 1113 code for a protein of 349 amino acids. The record is from RefSeq and is a predicted model, not a curated record. Gene Ontology annotation, biological process: kinetochore assembly; mitotic sister chromatid segregation. NCBI's taxonomy places the organism in Eukaryota, Fungi, Ascomycota, Eurotiomycetes, Eurotiales, Aspergillaceae. The transcript is spliced from 2 exons. Gene Ontology annotation, cellular component: nucleus.